AUGCAUCAAACUGCUCCUGUACCUCUUCCUUCUCCUCCCACUGGAAAAUUGGGCAGGAAGAAAUCACAGAAUGAAAAAUCGUGGUAUGUGAUCCUCGGAAGUCAUGAACACAGGCCGAUGAUCACCCAGAACGAGCCCUUCUUGUCGUCUGGAGGAAAAUUCAAGGCUAAGCUUCCAAUUGUCUUCAAGUGCCCAACGAAGGAGCAAGCUGAUGAUGUGUUUCGUUAUCAGCCUUUCCUGCAAAGUGUUGCUCACCUGAACAAUGAAGAACUUACUCGCACCAUCUGUCUAUCGACCAGUGGCUCUGACAUUCUCCUGAAUAUCAGGCCCUUAUAUCCUGUAUUUUAUGGAACGAAAGCUGCUGUCUAUCUCACCCAUCCUGAAGCUGAGAGUGCAACUCACGGCUGUACAAAGCCCAUAUGGCGAAAGCAUGAUUCUUUCAAGGAGGCCAUUGUGUAUAUGUUGACAGGGAAUCCAGACGCGUAUGGGCAGAUCAUCGCUGCUCAUGCUGAUCAAUUCAAUGAACCGGUCUUCCACUCUGACAAUGACUCGGACGGUGGCAGUGAAUCUGCAGAACCAGAAGUAGUGUCUAUAUGGCCGCCUCUAGCACCACGAGGACUAUCUCCUUCCCCGCAGACCCCUUCUUGCAGAUCAGCCACCAGUCGCUCUCACAGUUCGGUCACACCUUCACACACGAUGCCUGCUCCCAGCACUUGCCAUUAUGCUCACAGAGACAACGAUGUGCUGUCUUCACAGCUUCACGACCACUCUAUCUCGACACCUACUACUCCUGCACCUCCGACUCAGCAGGGUGCUUCGCAUGGAACACAGAUUGUUCACGAGCUAUCAGGUGUCUUAACGUCACACCUCCCACAGGCUACACAGACUAAGCAACCGGUUCCAUCUCUCGGACGCUACACCGAUGCGUAUGUUCAAGCAUAUGACUUCUCGCUGGAAGCCAUCAUGCAAAUGUGGCACGCUAUCACGCAGAACCAUUCUGCACAUGGCUGCAUGAACCAGCUCAUCGCAGCGGGAUUGUCUUCCAAGGAGGUGCAGCUCAUCUGGCUUCUAGCACAAGCUGAAGCACCUACGAGUGAAUGGGCAACACAGUGGAUUCGUUAUUGUCGUGUGUUGUUACUAUUGAGUUCUGUAAUGCGCAAAGACCGUGUAUCUGUGCGUCUUCAACUUGCUCAAGGAGAAACUUGUCCCUCACUUUCAGAACGUCAGCAGAUGGCACCUGGCCAGCACAAUGCCACCAGCGUACAGCGAUUGACAUCGAAGACAUGCAAGGUCAUCAGCCGCACUCCUGCCGAGAAGAAGGCCCUUGCGAUGAGAAAGAAGGACCGUGCCCAGAAGUACAAGGAUGCACUCGCAAAUGCCCAAGCUAUUCUCUAUGAGGAGGCUACCAAGCUGCACAUGGAGUUCGGUUCUCACAGCAUCGAGUAUUAUCUGAAAGAGUUAAUACAGGUGUCGCAACUUCAUGAGGUAAAGCAUAUAAAUGAUGAAGCUCACCUUCUAGAAGGCUCGCGCUACAAGCUCUCGGACCUGAUUGACCAGAUCAAGGAGGGCUGGGAUGCCUUGUCGUCCGAGGAGCGCAUUGCAGUCACUGAUCCCUGGAUAAAGGAAUUUGAAGAGUGCCGUGAGAUGAGGCAGCUCGCAGUGCAGAACGUCGCUAUCAAUGCAUUUCAUGACACAAAAGCCACGUUGGACAUUGUGCAGUGA
Messenger RNA from Sparassis crispa, 1722 nucleotides. RefSeq lists its product as hypothetical. The transcript is spliced from 10 exons. Lineage: Eukaryota; Fungi; Basidiomycota; Agaricomycetes; Polyporales; Sparassidaceae. The coding region runs from base 1 to 1722 and encodes 573 amino acids. The record is from RefSeq and is a predicted model, not a curated record.